AUGGGUGGUAGUGGAAGUGGAAGAGGCGCCGCGAAAGGAAUUGGCAUGGGAAUCGGAAUCGGGCGGAGCGCUGGAAAUCGAACCGUGCUGAUAACCGGUGUUAGCAAAGGCAUCGGUAGGUCUCUGGCGAUCGAAUUGGCGAAUCGCGGGCACACCAUCAUCGGCUGCUCCCGAGCUCAGGAAAAACUCGAUUCCCUUCAAUCUCUACUGAGCAGCAACAACAAUCAGCAUCUCUUCCUCAACGCCGACGUGAGUUGCAACAACAGUGUGGCAGAGAUGGCAACAGUUGUGAUGGAGAAAAAGGGCGGUCCACCGGAUAUCAUAGUGAACAAUGCAGGAACGAUUAACAAGAACAACAAGAUGUGGGAGGUUCCGGCGGAAGAAUUCGAUCUUGUAAUGGAUACGAAUCUGAAAGGCAGUGUGAAUGUGCUGAGGCAUUUUAUUCCUUUGAUGUUGAAGAAGAAUGAAGGGGAAGGGAUAAUAGUGAAUAUGUCAUCUGGUUGGGGGAGAUCUGGUGCGGCACUUGUAGCACCUUACUGUGCGUCUAAAUGGGCAAUUGAAGGACUGACGAAGUCGGUGGCGAAAGAGUUGCCGCAAGGAAUGGGAGUUGUGGCGCUUAAUCCGGGAGUGAUUAACACUGAUAUGCUUGCUUCUUGCUUUGGUGCUUCUGCAUCUAUGUAUCAGUCUCCAGAAAUAUGGGCUUUGAAGGCAGCCACCAUGAUACUCAAUCUUACUCCCGCAGACAAUGGCGCUUCUCUCUCCGUUUGA
Molecule: messenger RNA, 768 nt
Organism: Lathyrus sativus (Indian pea)
Lineage: Eukaryota; Viridiplantae; Streptophyta; Magnoliopsida; Fabales; Fabaceae
Source: the annotation of a GenBank genome assembly